This is a messenger RNA of Chanos chanos (milkfish), 1641 nucleotides long. It is a transcript of the gene ric8b, whose product is annotated as RIC8 guanine nucleotide exchange factor B. Lineage: Eukaryota; Metazoa; Chordata; Actinopteri; Gonorynchiformes; Chanidae. Gene Ontology annotation, cellular component: plasma membrane; cytoplasm. The transcript is spliced from 10 exons. Gene Ontology annotation, biological process: G protein-coupled receptor signaling pathway. The record is from RefSeq and is a predicted model, not a curated record. Bases 1 to 1641 code for a protein of 546 amino acids. Gene Ontology annotation, molecular function: guanyl-nucleotide exchange factor activity; G-protein alpha-subunit binding.
AUGGAGCUGAAUAGUAUUUUGUCACAAAUUGAAAGUGGAAAUGAAGAGGACAUUGAAAAGCACUUGCAUCAGUAUAAUACAGAGAACAGACGUAGGUUUGACUUUAACCACAACCAGGAGGAUGCCCGAAUAAAACUGUGUCAGGGUCUGCUGACGGUACUGGGCAGACCUGUCAGAUCCAGCUGUCAGAGCACUGCCCUGGAGACCUUACGUAUCCUAUCGAGGGAUAAACGUGUGUUGGGGCCUGUUGCCACACGUGGGGGUAUCCUCACUCUGGCUGGGCUGGCGGAUAUUCGCGUAAGUGAGGAGAAUACAGAGAAAGGUGGGCAGCAGCAGCAGCAGCAGCCUGUGGAGGAGGCAGAGACACCAGAGAAGGAGAGAGUGGUGGUGGAGGCUUUGAAGUGCCUGUGUAACGUAGUGUUCAACAGCGUGGCGGCACAGCAGGUGGGCGCAGACGUGGGGUUGGCACAGGGACUGUGUGCCCUCUUGAACUCGGCCGGCGCCAGGGGUCACGAGGUGAGCCUGUUCUCCCUGAGACUGCUCUUCCUUCUCUCGGCUCUGCGAUCCGACGUGCGGGGGAGCCUCCGCAAAGAGACGAAGGCGGUGUCUCUGCUGAGGGGCGUGCUGGAAGACGCCCUGCAGGUGCGCUGGAUAGGGCCCUACGAAGCCGCACCCCCAGACCCUCAGGCCCCGCCCAUUCCCCCCGAAGACAGUGAGCGUGCUAUGGAGGCUCUGAAAGCUCUUUUCAACAUUACCAUGUCUGACUUUAAUGACCAAGAAGAUGACCAUCAGCUCCACCUGAUUGUGGCCAUAAUGCGGCAUCUUUUGAUGUUAAAGGCUCACACAGAGGAGAAAACAGAGGAGGCGCACAGCCAUGCCAUAAAUCUGCUGAGUAACCUUCCUGUGCACUGCAUGGAUGUCCUGAUCAACGUUCCCAAACAGGGAGGCUUGGAGGAGUACGGGGGCAAAAACCUGGAGGCCGUGCAGGUGCUGAUGGAUUUCAUGGUGAAAAGAAUAGACAAGGGCACCAACUACAAAGAGGGGCUAACCCCGGUGCUGAGUCUGAUGACGGAAAGUUCCAGACAUCACAGAGAGAUUCGCAGAUACCUAAAGGCCAAGGUGCUGCCCCCUCUGAGAGACGUGAAAGAGAGGCCGGAGGUGGGCACCACAGUCCGGAACAAACUGGUACGACUCAUGACCCACGUGGAUAUGGGCGUGAAACAGGGUGCCGCUGAAUUCCUGUUUGUUCUCUGCAAAGAGAAUGUGGACAACCUGUUGAAAUACACUGGCUACGGUAACGCCGCGGGGCUACUGAUGGCACGGGGUUUGUUAGCUGGAGGAAGAGGAGAAACGGAGUACUCUGCUGACGAGGACUCGGAUACUGAGGAGUACAAAUUAGCCAAGCCAUUCAUUAACCCAAUCACGGGCCAUGAGGAGAAACCCAUGCCUAACCCUAUGGAGGGGAUGACUGAGGAACAGAAGGAGUAUGAGGCCCAGAAGCUGAUGAACAUGUUUGGAGAAUUGUCAGAACGACAGGUGAUCAGACCUAUGGGAGUAAGGGAGGAUGGCUCUCUGGCGCCCCUAGAGGAAACCAUCAGUCAAUACAAUGUUGAAGACAGCUGUGAGUCAGACUCAGACUAG